Molecule: messenger RNA, 5835 nt
Organism: Gigantopelta aegis
Lineage: Eukaryota; Metazoa; Mollusca; Gastropoda; Neomphalida; Peltospiridae
Product: transmembrane protein 196-like
Exons: 6
Coding region: 1154-1693 (179 amino acids)
Cellular component (GO): membrane
Source: RefSeq, a predicted model, not a curated record
CCAAGAUACCAUUCCACAUCGUAUAUUGUAUUUACCAUACAGUACAUUGGCUUGUAAAGAAGACGCGUAAGCAUCUGAAAAUAACUUUCAUUCAUUUUCUAAUCGUAUAGCAGGCUGAGGGAGAUAAUUCAAAGAGGAUUAAACAAAUGUUAUGAGAUAACUUAUCUCUCGUAUUUCAGACAUACACUACACAAAAUGUGUACGUAAACGUUUUAUUUUUAGGUGAAAAUGGUAGAGGAAGGAAUGCGAUUUGAGGGUAAGAGAAGGAAUAUGUAGAGCGAAUUGGUAGAGAAAAGAGGAAGGGAGGGGAGGGGGAGAAGAGGGAAUGGAAAUGGAGAAAGGCAUAUCAACAAUGAAUUGUUGUUCACAGGCCCGAAGAAAACACUGGAGGACGAAAAUGUACGUGGAUAACAUAUGCAACUGGUUUUGUACACCUGUUAUGUGAUGCAUAGUUUCCCCGCCAAUGGACUUCACCUACAACAAUCAGAUCGAUCAGAAGAAGGACGUUAUAAAUAGAAAAUAACCCUCGACAUAUUGUCUGCAUCCCAAGCUCUUCGAUCUCAAAUCGCAGAUAGCUGGCGGUCGCUAUACUGCACGGAUGCGCACGCUUUAUUCUGGAAGGAGUGACGAAAACAUGUAGCAGACGACAGACCAAAGAACACCCGAAGAAUAGAACAACAGCAAAAUUUUGUACUUAACUCCAAGAACAAAACUUAAUAUGUAACAUCAGUAACAAGACUUGAUACGUAUCACCAGGAACAAGGCUUGAUACGUAAUUCCAGGAAAAAGACUAGUUGCGUAAUUUCGGGAGCAAGACUACAUACAUAAUUUCCAGAAACAAGACUAGAUACGUAGGACCAGGAACAAAAACUAGUCCAGGAACAAGACUACAUAAUUCUAGAAACAAAACCAUUUUAGUAAUUCCAGGAACAGUACUUAGUUAUAUAAGAAGACAAGUUACCUAGUUCCAAAUACAAGACCAGGUACAUAAUUCUAGAAUUAAGACUAGUUGCAUAUUUCCAGGAACAAGACUAUUUACAUAAUUCCAGGAAUAAGACUAGUUCCCCAAUUCUAGGAGCAAGAUUUGUUACGUAAUUCCAGGACCAGCUUACACACGGUUUUGUUCAGUCUGUACACGUUGACGAGGUAAACGAUGCGGCCAGUCGAGAAAGCCGUGUACGUCGUGUCCGGCUUCCACGCCUUCAUCGGCCUCCUGAGCGUGGUGAUCGGCGUCAUCUCCAGCAUCAAGGCCGAGGUCUGGCUCGCCCACAGGGUCUCACCCAUUUGGAGCGGCGCUUUUUUCAUCAUCACUGGAAUUCUUGGAAUACUCUGUACCCGGAAGAAGUCUUCCUAUGUGAUAAUGUGCUUCACCGCAUUCUCCGUGGUCUCCUUGGUGACGGCCGUGGUCAGUAUCCAGCUGCUCAGACUCGGAUUGAUAAACCACACCACGGACGGCCACACUUUCCAGAAGGAGAACAAGGACGUGUUGAUCUUCAUAGCGCUCGGCACGGCGGGCAUCGAGUGUCUGGUAUGCAUCAUCUCUACGGUAAUCAGCUGCCGUAUCGCCAAGGUGGCCAAAGAGGAACUGUGCAAGCAGAGAGAAGGGAUGUUCCAUGUUAAGGUACUAGGUCAGAAAGACAUUGUCGUUGUGUCCAAGCCCCUCACGGGAAAAGAUGACCUCACGGCCGUAUGAAAUGGUUCCGUCAUCGUUUUCAACACCGUUCCUCCCUUUUAACCUUUAUCAUCACCUGCUUAACCACGUGGACGUCAUAACCUUUGGAUUUUUUUUUUCCACUUCCUGGCUUCAGUGUACACUUUACUUACAAUGUCCAACCCUUUGAGUGUUAACUCUUCUAUAGAGAAGUACACCCUUUUUUCAACCUUCAAGUUCUGUUUCCUUUGAUGGAUGGCGAAGUAAUAAAAACAUAUCUUGAUUAUAUGAUUCACCCCCGAUUAAAUGUUACCUCCUCCUAUAACCAGAGAUUCUGCACGAUUGAGACUUUACAUGCGAUGCUGUUAAAGCACCUGGCUUUAACCUUCAAGUUUACUUCGAGAUGGUGAAGAGGUGAAGUGGAUGAGAAACGAAACUGAAUUGCGUGUAGCCAACUUGUAUAUUAUCCAACCUGCCCUUUGAGUGUUGCCUUCUGUAAUUAGACCUACAGCAGGACACUGUGAUGACUGUAGACUUUUUUGUUAUUUGUUACUUCCACAUAUUGUUUCCUGUUUGAGGACGGUCACACGGUUAUUCAAAUGAAUUACAUUCAGCUUGCUAAAAUAUGAUAUCCACCACAUUCGAGUGUGUCCUCUUUUAUUUAUAGUUCCAACAAGACCCCGAGUUCACAAACCUUGUAUGUAUACAGUGUCCUUUUUCCCAAUGUUCAAGGUUUAGAACGAUGAGACUCAAACUAAGACAGAAUUUGCUUACACUUUGCUAACUGUGUUCACCCCUUUGAGUGUUGCCUUUAAUAACAGACAGUGCUAGUAGAUUGUAGGUUUUAUCCAAGCUUAAAUUGUUGUUAUAUCCUACCCAGAACGACAGAAGUCGACCUAAAACCUGUACAUCUUGCUUUCAAUUAUCAGCCCCCUCCUCUUGGGUGUCACCUCUUUCAGCAGGACUCUGAUUCAACAGACAAUGUUAGAAGAAGUACCGUGUUUCCUACCCAGAACAGAAGAAUUCGACCCGAAAUCUGUACACCCCACUCCCCACUUGAGUGUUACCUCCUUCAGCAGGACCAAGAUUGAACAGACCGUGUUAGUAGAUUGCACGUUUCGCCCUAAACCUUCACGUGUUGUUGUUUCCUAUCCAGAACAGCAAAAUUCGACCCAGAAUCUGUAUACCUUGCUUUUAAUACACACCCUACUCCCCACUUGAGUGUUACCUCCUUCAGCAGGAUCAAGAUUCAACAGUGUUAGUAGAUUGCACGUUUUGCCCCGAACCUACAAGUGUUGUUGUUUCCUAUCUAGGACAGCGAGAGAUGAAUUGCUACAUGUAUAACCCUGCUUACAGUAUCCAUCCAGUUUGAGUGUUGCCUCCUCCGAAUAGAGCUUCAGCCACACUCUGGGUAUACAGCUAAUAGACUGCGUAAUGUUCCUUUCAAUCUUCAAGUGCUGUUAUUUCCUAUCCAGAACAAUGCGAAUAGAACUGAUACAUGUAUAACCCUGCUUACAGUAUCCAUCCAGUUUGAGUGUUGCCUCCUCCGAAUAGAGCUUCAGCCACACCCUGGGUAUACAGCUAAUAGACUGCGUAAUGUUCCUUUCAAUCUUCAAGUGCUGUUAUUUCCUAUCCAGAACAAUGCGAAUAGAACUGAUACAUGUAUAACCCUGCUUACAGUAUCCACCCAGUUUGAGUGUUGCCUCCUCCGAAUAGAGCUUCAGCCACACCCUGGGUAUACAGCUAAUAGACUGCGUAAUGUUCCUUUCAAUCUUCAAGUGCUGUUAUUUCCUAUCCAGAAAAAUGCGAAUAGAACUGAUACAUGUAUAACCCUGCUUACAGUAUCCACCCAGUUGGAGUGUUGCCUCCUCCAAACAGAGAUUCAACCAGACCCUGCGUCUACAACUAGUGGACUACAUAUUUGUUGUUUGCAAUCUUCAAGUGAUGUUGUUUCCUAUUCAUGACAGCUAGAGCUGAACUGAUACAUGUAUAAAUAACCCUGCUUAUAAUACCCACCCAGUUUGAGUGUUACCUCCUCCAAAUAGAGCCUCAGUCAGACCCUGGGUUUACAGCUAGUAGACUGCGUAAUGUUCUUUUCAAUCUUCAAGUGCUGUUGUUUCCUAUCCAGAACAUCAAGAGUUGAAUUGCUACAUGUAUAACCCUGCUUACAGCACCCACUCAGUUUGAGUGUUACCUCCUCCAAAUAGAGCUUCAGUCAGACCCUGGGUUUACAGCUAGUAGACUGCGUAAUGUUCUUUUCAAUCUUCAAGUGCUGUUGUUUCCUAUUCAGGACAGUGAAACUGACGUGGAAUUAUAUUCCUUCAGACUUGACUCCUCAGUGGAUAACUCAACAAUAGCAGCAGACGACAAUCUUAUAGACAAUGAGUCAAUCGACUUAGAUGUUUUGACGCCUCGCACUGCUGAAAGGACUCAAAACCAGAGACCUCCUCUAAAGAUCGAAGACUUUAUUAAAGCCAGAGAAUCGUCGGCAACCGGCGUAAACAGCGUCGUGGAAGAUUCUAGAAACAUUGACACCAUAACGUCAGGGUGCAUAAACGACUUUUCCUUCCACGUUAACUUGAAUAAUAUACCCGAUUCGAAAUUACCGAGCAUACAGUCUUGAUGCUGGAGGUUAAUGCCGGGUGUAUUAUGGGUGAAAUGGUUAAACUGCUGUCUUUAUUAUUUAUGGAAGAAGCUGUAAAAAGUAACUGUUGAAAUCGAUGUUCAAUAAUCCUUGUCAGUUGUGUCCAAUGUUGUGUAUUUAAAUAACAGCUGCUUUACUGUUAAAUAUAAAACGCUAGCAAAAACUGUGGUUAGUGAAAGAGUUCCUGCAAGUUGCGAUUAGGUCCAUCGUAAAACAUAAUUAUAUGUGAAAAAAAAAAAAAAAAAAAACUGUUUUAUUUAAAGGCCACCAUUGGGCACAUAAGACUCAAUGUCAAGGUAUUGUGUUUCUUGUUAAGGGUCAUGGUCUCAAACUACAACUGCUCUAUUAAAUAAUUAAUCAUCACAAAUUAUUAGCAUCAUUUAAUUUUUUCACAUUACUGAAAUUGUAAUUCAAGAUGUACCAGACCAACAACUGUAUAAUCAUGCCUCAAUUAUUGCACUUUAAUGAAGCAAAAAUAUAUACUUUUAUUGUUGAUAAUAUAUGAGGUUCUUCAUAUUCCGUUGAACGUGACCAUUUAGUUUCUGAAGAUCAAUAAAAACCGCCUCUGUGCUACGUAAAUAAUACCCUAAAUAACGUAAUUAUUAUUAUUAUAAAAUACUGGCAUGCGCAUUUUGUUCUCAUUCAUAUUCAUUGGACUUAAUGUAUUCGUACCAACAUACGAUUUGUAAGAUACUGAAUAUUUGUGAUGUGUAUUUUAGUGGUAGCUAUGUUGAAAGUUAGUUGAUGUUGUCAAGAUUAUACAUUGUAUAACAGUAAUGCGAAUGAUGUUGUCAAGAUUAUACAUUGUAUAACAGUAAUGCGAACAUGUUUGUUGUGGUAAUAUUAACAUAAAAUAAACAUAUCUUAGUGCUUGGAAAUGCAUGUACAAAAGUGUCUAGUAUAAUUAUGAACUUUGAAGAAUAGCCUAGUAAAUUGAGUAAACGAAUUUUGUUGUGUUUUUGCUCGACAGUUAUUUUAAAAAUUUAUAAUUGUUUUACUUUUCCUGCUGGACAGUUACUGAUCUUAUUUUUGUUUUCUUGCGUGUAUGGUUGCUGUGUGUGUGUGUUUGCGUGUGUGAGUGCGUGUUUGCGUGUGUGCGUGCGUGUGUUUUUAUUUUGUUUUGUUUAUGUGUGUGCGUGCGCGCAACAAGUAGCCUACUUGUAGACAAUUUUGGGUAAUUAAAUUUACAAAAAUUAACUGUAAGCAAAUCGUCUAGUCAACUUCAAAAAUAGCUUUCAGCUACUACAGAAAAUAUAUAAUGUUAGAAAAAUUACGAAUUAAUACAAUAUACACAAUAUUUAAAGUCAUUUUGUUGUGCGUUUAACAAAUACGUUUCGAUUAAACCCAUAGCAUUUGUCGUUCGCGAUCUGGUUUAGCUAUUGCAAUUGUAGCCUAUUCUUUUUUAAUUUAAUUAAUUUUAGGGUAACUAUUGCUUCAGACUAAAUAACUAGAUAAUUAUAGGUUAUCAGUGUCCUUUGUAUUCGUGUUUUGUGAUGUUUAAAAGAAGUGCUAUAAACACGAAUAAAAUAGUUGAAAAACA